AUGGGGCGUUAUCGAGAUGGUUUCACGGGGAAAUUCUUCGAGUCUAAUCUUAGCGCCAUCUCAGCGCGUUCGGUGAGGGUUUCCCGUUUUCCGUUUUCCGCGGCGACGUCAGAGGGCGCGGGGUGCGCCCCGCAGCCCUGCGCACAAUCGAUAUCUGCGCCCCGCGCCGUGCAGAGCCUCGCUUGUCACCCUGUCACGACUCGAGCGCCCGUCGACGCACGCACGCCGCGAUUACAGCACGGCCCGUCGGUGCCGUGUCGUAUACCAAUGAAACCUGUAAUAAAAUGUGCCUGC
Messenger RNA from Iphiclides podalirius (scarce swallowtail), 294 nucleotides. The record is from the annotation of a GenBank genome assembly. Lineage: Eukaryota; Metazoa; Arthropoda; Insecta; Lepidoptera; Papilionidae.